Phanerochaete carnosa HHB-10118-sp is the source of this 1680-nucleotide messenger RNA. RefSeq lists its product as uncharacterized. The coding region runs from base 27 to 1568 and encodes 513 amino acids. Lineage: Eukaryota; Fungi; Basidiomycota; Agaricomycetes; Polyporales; Phanerochaetaceae. Gene Ontology annotation, molecular function: oxidoreductase activity, acting on paired donors, with incorporation or reduction of molecular oxygen; heme binding; iron ion binding. The transcript is spliced from 13 exons. The record is from RefSeq and is a predicted model, not a curated record.
CGAAGCAACAGUACUAGCACUUGGCUAUGAAAACACUGACGCUCCUCGGGUACUUCCUCGCCGGCCUGGCUGUCAAAUGGGCGGUUGCCUUGUGGAACCGACCACGCCGUCGGUACCCUCCCGGGCCCAAAGGGCUGCCCAUUCUCGGCAACAUCUUCAACGUGCCCUUGGAGAACAGCUGGCUGGUAUUCACGGACUGGGCGCGUCAAUACGGCUCCGAUGUCAUCCAUGUCGAGGCACUUGGCAAGCACAUCUGCGUGGUGAACAGCGCGAAAGCGGCAAAGGAGCUGUUCCACGGGCGCCCUCACAUCUACAACGACAAGGAACAGUCCGUCAUGCUUCUUGAACUGACCGGAUGGCGGCGCGCCUGGGUCAUGCGCCCGUACGACGACUAUUGGAGAGAGCACCGCAGGCUGUUCCACCAGCAUUUCCGCCCCAUGGCCGUCCCGCAGUACCAUCCCAAACAGACGAAGGCCGUCCGGAGGCUGCUGCCUCUGCUUCUGGACACUCCAGGCGACUUUUACAGGCAUAUUCGCUACAUGUCGGGGAGCUCAAUCCUCGAUGUCGUGUACGCCCUCGACGUGCGGCCUGGCGACCCGCGUCUUAAGCUCGUGGAAAAGGCCGCGGACACCUCUAACCAUAUUGUCAAUGCGGGGGUAUAUCUUGUCGACAUUAUCCCAAUACUGAAGCACAUACCGACGUGGUUUCCGGGCGCACAGUUCAAGCGCGACGCCGCCAGGUACAAGAAGUGGGUGGACGCCAUGUAUGAGACGCCCUAUAACCAGUUCAAGGACGCGAUGAGAGAGGGCAAAGCUCAGCCGUGCUUCACCGCUGCGCUGCUAUCUCAGGCUGACGCUGACACUACGAACACGCCGGAGCUCGACGAGAUUUUUAUGAGCCUCACAGGGACAGCAUACGUCGCCGGUUCGGACACGACGGUCAUUGCACUCACCACAUUCCUCCUCGCCAUGGUCCUGCAUCCAGAAGAACAGGCGUUCGUGCAAGAGGAGCUCGAUCGCGUCGUGGGCCGCGACCGGUUGCCAGAGAUGGCGGACCGAGAGUCGCUUCCCCGGGUGACUGCUGUUAUGCAGGAGGCCUUGCGGUGGCACUCUCCAUUACCUUUAGCGACCCCACACCGUGCCAUGACCGACGACGAGUACAACGGUUACCACAUCCCGGCGGGCUCAAUUGUCAUGGGCAACUCGUGGGCGAUCCUCCACGACGAGGAAACGUACCCAGACUCGUACUCGUUCAACCCGACGCGCUUCCUCUCGGCCGCCGGAACACUGCGAGACGACGUUCCCUUCCCGGGAGAGGUGUUCGGCUACGGCCGCCGCAUAUGUCCCGGUCGCUACUUCGCGGUCGACACGCUCUUCCUGGCGAUCGCGCACAUCCUCGCCGUGUUCACCGUCGAGAGGGCCGUGGACCAGGACGGAGACAUCAUCGAGGUCAAGGAAGACUUUACCCCCCAGUUCCUCAGCUUGCCGAAGCCUUUCAAGGCGCACUUUAAGCCGCGCUUUCCCGGAGUGGAGGGUCUGAUACGCGCGGCGGCUCUAGAAGAUUCGUAGCCUACCCCAGGCUGUACUUUCAUUCUCUAUGACAUUGGCGAAGUAGUAUGCGCGGCGCGACCCCUGCAAAGCGCGUACGCAAGCCUCCCGGGAGCACUAGUCCCACUUCAAC